This is a messenger RNA of Exophiala dermatitidis NIH/UT8656, 987 nucleotides long. RefSeq names its product dolichyl-diphosphooligosaccharide-protein glycosyltransferase. The record is from RefSeq and is a predicted model, not a curated record. Lineage: Eukaryota; Fungi; Ascomycota; Eurotiomycetes; Chaetothyriales; Herpotrichiellaceae. Bases 1 to 987 code for a protein of 328 amino acids. Gene Ontology annotation, cellular component: oligosaccharyltransferase complex. The transcript has 3 exons.
AUGCGUGUCUUCAAACUGCUGGCGCUUGCGGCGCUAUCGUGGACAGCUCUCGCCGCCAAAAAGCCAGCGACGACGAGUAAAUACGACACCUAUUCUGCCAAACAAGCCUCCUCCGCACCCAUUGAGUUGGACGAGAAAGGAUACAAUGAAUUGACUGCUGCACCUCGCGACUACUCGCUAGCAGUUCUCCUGACCGCCCGCGACGCAAGAUACGCCUGUGGAUUAUGUAAAGAGUUUGAUCCGGAAUGGAGCAUACUGGGCCGCAGCUGGCAGAAGGGUGAUCGCCAUGGAGAACAUCGACUGCUGCUGACCACGGUGGAUUUCGACCAUGGCAGAAAUGUCUUUAUGAAGCUUCAACUCCAAACCGCACCUGUACUGCUCUAUUUCCCUCCCACCGUCGGGCCGAACGCGAAACCGGAUGGUCAACCAGCCCGGCUCGACUUCCUGGGUCCUCAAACGGCCGACAGCGUGCGGAACUGGCUUUUGAGACAGCUACCACCUGGCGAUUACCCUGCUAUCAGCCGACCGAUCAACUAUGCGAGGAUAGGAGCCACGAUCACAAUCCUCUUGGGAGUGUUUACAUUCAUGACCGUGGCCUAUCCAUAUGUGCUGCCCAUCAUUCAGAACCGCAACCUGUGGGCCGGUAUCAGUUUGAUUUUGAUCCUACUGUUCACCAGCGGCCAUAUGUUCAACCAUAUCCGAAGAGUUCCUUACGUUGCCGGAAAUGGUCGCGGGGGCAUUACCUAUUUCGCCCCCGGCUUCCAGAAUCAAUACGGCAUGGAGACACAAAUUGUAGCUGCCAUGUAUGCCUUGCUUGCAUUCGCUACCAUCAACCUGGCCAUUCGAGUGCCGCGUAUCAAAGACCCUCGCACUCAGCAAUUAGCCGUCAUUAUUUGGGCGACCGUUCUUUUUGGAAUGUACAGCUUCCUCAUGAGCGUUUUCCGGAUCAAGAAUGGCGGUUAUCCGUUCUGGCUACCGCCGUUUUAG